AUGCUUCGCACUGCAGCGUCAAACGCCAUGCGCCUCGGCGCUUCGCGCGCCACUCGCGCCCUGUCGACGAAGAAUGCCGAUCUCUUGCCCCCGCUCAAGGUUGCCGUAACGGGCGCCGCGGGGCAGAUUGGAUAUGCCCUGGUUAUGCGCAUCGCGAGUGGGGAGAUGUUGGGGAAGGACCAGCUGAUCGAUCUCAACCUCAUCGAAACCGAAGCAGGAAUGUCUCCUCUACGCGGCGUCAUGAUGGAGUUGGAAGACGGCGCAUUCCCGCUAUUGUCCAGUGUUACCGCCACGUCUGACCUCAACAAAGGUUUCGGGGACAUCAACUACGCUAUGUUAGUCGGAGCUUCCCCUCGUGGCCCCGGCAUGGAGCGAUCCGAUCUCAUGGCCGCUAAUGCCAAAAUUUUUGCCGAGCAGGGUAAAGCCCUCAACACGUCUGCCGCUGUCAACGCCAAAGUGCUCGUUGUGGGCAACCCCGCCAACACCAAUGCUUUGGUCGCCUCAGAGAACGCCCCGGAUAUGUGGGAAGAGCAGUUCAUCGCCAUGACUCGUCUCGAUCAAUCACGCGCACAAGCCUUGCUCGCGGAGAAGGCAGGAGCCGACGUCAAGGACGUCGACCGCGUCAUCAUUUGGGGCAACCAUUCGGCUUCGCAGUACCCAGAUUUAUCACAUGCUCGCAUCGGGGGUAAGUGGGCUAAGUCCAUAGUGAAGGACGACAAGUGGAUCAAGGACGAAUUUAUUCCACGCGUACAGAAGCGUGGCGCAGAGGUAAUUAGCGCAAGGGGUGCUUCCUCAGCUGCGUCUGCUGCAUCUGCCGCGUUGGAUACGGUGCGCGACUUGCACCUCGGCUCAGGUGACGCGUGGCAGUCGAACGCUGUUGUCUCAGAUGGUGGCUACGGCAUUCACAAAGGGUUGUGGUAUUCUGUGCCAACGAUUUGCAAGGGUGACUCACACUUCAGACGCGUUCAACGACUCCCUAUCGAUGACUUUUCCGCAAAGAUGAUGACUGCCACCGAGAAGGAGUUGAUUGAGGAAAGAGAUGCCGUUCGUCACCUACUUCCUGGGCACGAGUCCAAGCCGGUGUCUUGGAAUGUCCUUGAAUCGCUGCAGACAUCGUUUGAGGAAGGUGACAUGAAAGCAGUAGAUGAAAUUGCGAAGGAGUUGCCUGCGCAAUUCAAAAAGGGCGUCAAGACGGCGAAGGCUGCGGCAUGA
Molecule: messenger RNA, 1212 nt
Organism: Chondrus crispus (carragheen)
Lineage: Eukaryota; Rhodophyta; Florideophyceae; Gigartinales; Gigartinaceae
Product: Malate dehydrogenase
Exons: 2
Coding region: 1-1212 (403 amino acids)
Biological process (GO): malate metabolic process; tricarboxylic acid cycle; oxaloacetate metabolic process
Molecular function (GO): L-malate dehydrogenase (NAD+) activity
Source: RefSeq, a predicted model, not a curated record